UCAGGGUCCUCGGCCUGGGGGUCUGGACCUGAACUUUGGGCGGUUCCCGCGGCUGUUGCGACGGGACCGCGCCCCACCGCCCAGGGCUCACCCUCGGAACCCACCCUGGUUCUGGCUGCGCGCCUUGUCUCUGUGCGACCGACGGCCCCCCCCACCCUCGACCCCGCGUCAGCGCGUGGGCGUGUGGUGGAGGCGGAGCCCGCUGUCCCAGGACCGGCGAUUGGCUGAUUCCGCUUUCCUUUCGCCUUCCUGGCUGCGGAGCGCAGGUGUGAAGUGACCGCAAGUGUAGGACCCAGAGCUCGGAAGGAAUGAGCUUUGCUUUUCCAGUGAGGUCUUAACAUCGCCCACAGCAGUUUGAGCUAUCCGUCAGCCGCAGUUUCCAGAAAUAGUUAGGAUUUAUGUUAUUUUUGCGGUCGGUGGAAGAUGUUGGCAUUUAUGUUUGCCUCCGGGAGUUUUUUACUGGCAACUUAAACGACUUAUUUUUCCCUAGAAACACUAUUCUGUCCCUCAGGGGCUCAUAUUGUUAUUUUCCAUGACAGGUCCUGACGACAAUAUUUGCAAAAAGUAUAUAAAGAUGAUAACCAAUAUAGUUAUAUUGAGCCUGAUCAUUUGCAUUUCUUUAGCUUUCUGGAUUAUAUCUAUGACUGCAAGCACCUAUUAUGGUAAUUUACAGCCUGUUUCUCCUUGGCGUUGGCUGUUUUCUGUUGUUGUUCCUGUUUUGAUCGUCUCUAAUGGCUUUAAAAAGAAAAGUCUAGACCACAGUGGGGCUUUAGGAGGGCUUGUGGUUGGAUUUAUCCUAACCAUUGCAAAUUUCAGCUUUUUUACCUCUUUGCUGAUGUUUUUCCUUUCUUCUUCAAAACUCACUAAAUGGAAGGGAGAAAUAAAGAAGCGUCUAGAUUCAGAAUACAAAGAAGGUGGGCAGAGGAAUUGGGUUCAGGUGUUCUGUAAUGGAGCUGUGCCCACUGAGCUGGCCCUGCUCUACAUGAUAGAAAAUGGCCCCGGGGAAAUCCCAAUAGAUUUUUCCAAGCAGUAUACUGCUUCCUGGAUGUGUUUGUCUCUCCUGGCUGCACUGGCCUGCUCUGCUGGAGACACAUGGGCUUCAGAAGUUGGUCCGGUUCUGAGUAAAAGCCCGCCAAGGCUAAUAACAACCUGGGAAAAAGUUCCAGUUGGGACCAAUGGAGGGGUCACAAUGGUGGGCCUUGCUUCCAGUCUACUUGGUGGCACCUUUGUGGGCAUCACGUACUUCCUCACACAGUUGGUUUUUGUUAAUGAUUUAGACAUUUCUGCUCCCCAGUGGCCAAUUAUUGCAUUUGGGGGUCUGGCUGGAUUACUAGGAUCAGUUGUAGACUCAUAUUUAGGAGCUACAAUGCAGUUUACUGGUUUAGAUGAAAGCACUGGCAUGGUGGUCAAUAGCCCAGCGAAUGACGUGAAGUACAUAGCAGGGAAACCAAUUCUUGAUAACAACGCAGUGAAUCUGUUUUCUUCUGUCCUCAUUGCCCUCUUACUCCCAACUGCUGCUUGGGGAUUUUGGCCCAGGGAGUGAACUUCUUUUCAUUUACAAAGGUUGAAACUGUGGUAAAUUCAGCUAAAUUUGCAAUUCCAAGUUUAAUCCCUAAGAAGAAUAAUUGUAAUUGACAAAGAGAAAAUACUGGCUCUUCCCAUAUUCAUUGUGAUGAGAUUCCACAUUUUUCUUCUCAUUAACUCCCGUGAAACAGCCAACCUCUUUGUAGUGAAAGGUAAUUGUACAUAGAACUUACUUGUGUUUUUCUUCUGCUAAAUAGAGCUUCUUGAGCAAUGAAGCGCUGAUGUCCCUAAAUAUUGCUGUAUGUUGGCCUAAAAGUGUAAUGCCACUUUGUGCCAGUUGCCCAAAUUUUAGUUUUGGGUGGUUUAAAUUGAUGUGUGUGGAAGCCUGAAUAAAUAUACUCUUCACUUCCUCCAUUAUUUGCCAUUUCCAGUUGUGAGAAGUGUGGAGUAUGGUUCUUAGGGAGCUAUUCCACAUGUGUUCUUCCUUCCUCAGGGUUAGUAAUGAAAAAAAAGUAAAUGUCUUUUUCAUAUGACCAUUAGAAUGCAUGAAAAAAAUUAUUUUUAAGUAAAAGCAAAAGAGAUUUAUCUUCUGUCAAUAAAAUGUGCACCUUACUUAUAUUUUAGAUGAUUUUUGAGCAGACAUUAUCUUGAAUUUAAUAUUUUUUAAUGUAUUUUCUAGCUUUCUUUGAAAUUUAUAUAGAAAUCUGUUUUACGGGGCACCCUGAACAGUUAGAGUCACUGGAAAACUAUCAUAGUUAUUUUUUUAUUUGCUACCUAGAAUUGAUUGGAAGAUGCUAUGAUUUCCUAUUCUGUGCUGAAGUUAUGCUCUCCUGUACAAUAAUAGACUCAACUAAAAUGAA
Neogale vison (American mink) is the source of this 2384-nucleotide messenger RNA. RefSeq names its product transmembrane protein 19 (gene FAABTP). Lineage: Eukaryota; Metazoa; Chordata; Mammalia; Carnivora; Mustelidae. Gene Ontology annotation, cellular component: membrane. Bases 533 to 1543 code for a protein of 336 amino acids. The transcript is spliced from 6 exons. The record is from RefSeq and is a predicted model, not a curated record.